GCGGACCGUCGGGAGAACCGCGGGCGUGGGAAACGCAGAGAGAGGAGAGAGAGAGGGCGUGUGACUGACUGAGAGAGAGAGAGAGAGAGAGAGAGAGAGAGAGACCCGCGGAGACAGACAGGUGUCCGGCCGCUCAGGUGCGCCUCGCCGUGUCCGCGCGUUGCCCGCUGGAUGAGGGUCUGAACUCCUCCGACCGACGCCGGAGCGACCGUUCCGUUCGGCCCGCCGCGCGCAGGUACCGCAACCCGACAGUGCAGGAAGAUAGUUCUCUGGGAAACGUCAUGAAUGGAUAUGCCCCUUCCACAUACCCUGCUGGAGGAUUUGGACCUACUCCAGCCCAGCUAAAUGGACACAGUACACUGCCCUCCGAUCUUAUGGAUGGGAUUUCACCUUCAAUGUCCAAUGCCAAAGCUUUGUAUGAGAAAAGGAAGAGCUACACGAGAAACAGUAUUAACAGCAUUACGGACACAUCGCAGUACCAUGUGGAACACCUCACUACCUUUGCGAUGGACCGCAAGGAGGCCGUAAUCACCGUGGAAGACGGCCUGCGCAAGUUGAAACUGCUGGAAGCCAAGAGCAAGGUGUGGACUCAGGAGAUGCUGAUGCAGGUGGAUGAAAAAGCUGUAAGCCUCAUUGAUGUGGAAACCAAGAAUGAGCUGGAAAACUUCCCCCUAAGCCACAUACUGCAGUGCCAGGCAGUGAUGGAUGCCUGCAGCUAUGACUCCAUCCUGGCACUGGUGUAUAAGGAGCCCGGGCAGGGCAAACCCGACAUGCACCUGUUCCAGUGUGAUGACAUCAAGGCCAACCUCAUCCACGCCGACAUCGAGAGCGCCAUCAGUGACUUCAAGGGUGGCAAGACCAAGAAGAGGCCCGACACACUCAAGAUGAUCUUGAGGAGCGAUGGGGUGAUCCCCCCGCCCCCGACCGCACCAGCUCCCGUCCCCCCAGCCAGCGUCCAUCAGGUGGACGUCAAAGGCAGAGUGGCAGCGUGGAGCGCCUGGGCAGCCAAUGAGCAGUUGGACCAAGAGAAGCUCAGGGAGUACAUGGAUCAGGACGAGUCCCCGGAGACGACAGCAGCCCGAGUCGAACGUGACGUGCAAAUUCUGAACCAUCUUUUGGAUGACAUUGAGUACUUUGUCACAAAGCUUCAGAGGGCAGCGGAGGCUUUCGGUGAGCUCUCGAAGAGAAAGAAAAACAAGAAGAGCAAGAAGAAAGGACCGGGAGAGGGAGUGCUGACACUGCGCGCAAAACCACCGACCCAAGAGGAGUUUGUCGACUGCUUCCAGAAAUUCAAGCAUGCGUUCAACUUACUGGCAAAACUAAGACCUUACAUUCAAAACCCAAGUGCUGUGGACCUGGUCCACUUCCUGUUUAUUCCUCUUAACAUGGUGGUUCAGGCUACUGGAGGAGUGGACUUGGCCAAAAGCAUCGUCAGCCCCCUGCUGACCAGCGAUGCCAUCGACUUCCUGCACUCUGCCGGCACAGCCCAGGAGAGGCACCUUUGGGUGUCACUGGGAGACGGCUGGACCAAGUGCAGGCUGGAGUGGCCCAAGGACCAUUAUUUUCCCCCCUACGUGCCCCGCUUCAGGGAUGGCUGGGAGCCACCAGCAUUGGCCUCCAUCGGCCGGCCCCAAGACCCGGAGGAACAGCAGCAGCACCUGGAUCGGACACCCCUGGAACCACCCAGCAUCCAGGAGUCUCUCUACAGUGAUGGGUAUGCUUUCGGUAACCAGGUUUGCAAACGCACACACCUCGUGGACCAGCAGAUGGCUUUGGCGGCCAUAAAGCAGGCGUUCAGCCGCCAUUUAGAUAGGAACCAUGAUGGUCACAGCAGGACCCCUCUGAAGAACUAUGCCAGGUCCAAGUAUGAUUUUGUUGCUAGGAACAACACGGAGCUGUCCAUCGUGAAGGACGAGAUUGUGGAGGUGCUGGAUGACAGGAAGCAGUGGUGGAAGGUGCGUAAUGGCAGCGGUGCAUCGGGGUACGUACCCAACAACAUUCUGGAGGCUGCGGGUGUCCUGGAUAUGAGUGCUGGAAGGAGCGAUGCCGCAUACAGCCACACCAUCCAGAAACAGAGGUCGGAGUCCGUCCCCAAACCAGCAGCGAACCCCAUCCCUCUGGCCCCAACGCCACCACCAGCGGUCCCUGCCCCCACCCAGCUGCCAACCCCACCCCUGCCCCCUCCAGCUGCCCCUCCCUUGGUGGAUCAGAGGUCCUCACCCAGCAGCAGCAGCAGCAGCAGCGGCGGCUCCAGUGACGGCAGCAACGUCGUCAUGAGAGAACACCAAAGGCCCCCACCCACUGACCGCAGGAAGUCCAAUAUGGAAGAGGUGCAGGACGAGCUACUGCAGAGGCUCACACUGGGUCGCAGUGCACAGAAGAAGAUCCAGAUCCCCCCGCGCAGCUCCAGCAUGCCUACCGUCAGCAUCACCUACAACUCCUCAGCCGAUGAGGUCAAAGCCUGGCUGGAGGCCAAGGGCUUCAGCUCAGUGACAAUCAGCAGUCUGGGGGUGCUCACAGGUGCUCAGCUCUUCUCCCUCAACAAGGAGGAGCUGAAGACGGUGUGUCCAGAGGAUGGCGCACGCGUCUACAGCCAGGUCACCGUGCAGAAGGCUGCUCUCGAGAAGAGCGGCGGCUCCGAGCUGCAGGAGAUCAUGCGGAGGAGGCAGGAGAAGAUCAAUGCGGCAGCCAGCGACUCGGGGGUGGAGUCUUUCGACGAGGGCAGCGGGCACUGAUUGCUCGCCCUGGUUAACCCCGCCCCUUCCCCUGUUGCGCUCUCUCUCCAGGAGGCUCCUGAAAGAUCCUGUGACUUCGCUGACAUCAUGCGACGGCGACACAAGCGCCUCAAGGAGUGACAUCAUGGCGAGAUGGAGAGCGAAUGAUACUCCGAUGUCGGACAGAUGAUGGAUCGUGUUUUUCAGCAGCAUAUACCAGUGGAAUGUACCUGAACAAACAGAGCUGCAGGGGUUGAACUACGCGUCCAUACGUGUGCACACACACACAUAGUACACACAGUACACACAUUUGUACAGGCUGAAAGAAUGGCAUAUGAACAAAUGCUGGUUUUUUUCUUAUAUGGUACAAAAUAGGUUGAAUUUACCUGAGGACAUUAUACGUGGGAGGAAAAAUGACACUGGCAUGUUUGUCGGUAAAGAAAAUGCACAAUAUGCUGUAGCUAAUACAUUAUGUAAUUAAAUGCCAAAUACCAAAUAAAAAGCGUGGUUAAUGGUAGAAAUCAAUGGGUUUUUGGCAUCAAUUUGUUCCAGGUCUUUUGAAUCGAUUUCAAACAUGCCAAGUAGUGUAUAUUGUGUAUUUGCUUCAGUGCCAGCAUCCGCUGGCAUUGUGACCCCAAAUUCUGAGAAGUGGAAGUGGGAGGUAACAAUCAAUCCAAUAAGUCCAGCUCAGAUUCUGACAGUACUGAUGAAAUUAGUCUAGCACCAUGCCUGGCUCCUGUGAAGAUGGAAAGGAUGAAAGCGAAGAGCGAGACUGCCUGAGGCCUUCAAGCUGUAUAUUGGUAUGAUGAUGUGUUACUGCAUGUCCCAGUGUAACCUAAUGUUCGAGGAGCCACCACAUCCAAAGAAAGAUGAUCUGAAAAUUUGGGAGGAACUGCUUAGGCUUAAAAACAUAUCACCUACACCCGCUAGAUGGUGUCUAGAUCCUCACAGUGAUUGCACUCGAGAGAAGACUCCUUGACUCAUCGGUGCC
Scleropages formosus (Asian bonytongue) is the source of this 3705-nucleotide messenger RNA. RefSeq names its product epidermal growth factor receptor kinase substrate 8-like. Bases 282 to 2735 code for a protein of 817 amino acids. Lineage: Eukaryota; Metazoa; Chordata; Actinopteri; Osteoglossiformes; Osteoglossidae. Gene Ontology annotation, molecular function: actin binding. Gene Ontology annotation, cellular component: vesicle; ruffle membrane; plasma membrane. Gene Ontology annotation, biological process: positive regulation of ruffle assembly; regulation of Rho protein signal transduction; Rho protein signal transduction. The transcript has 21 exons. The record is from RefSeq and is a predicted model, not a curated record.